CAACAACAAUACAAUGAAAAUCAAAGCGGCCCACCAGACCAAGAGACACUUUCCACGUCCUGUCUGAAACCAAAAUAUCAAAGAUAAUUGAGAAAAAAAAAAUAUAGAAAACGUUGAGGAAGAUGUCUCACUAUCAAGUUUUAUUAUCUACGGUACAAGAAGGUGGACCCUACAAUAACACUAUCUGACUUUAUAAUAAUGAUAUUGCUAUACAUUCAACCCCAUAAAGGAAAGCUUUUAAUUUACAACUUGAGACAGAAGGAAAACAAGGGAAAUAUCAAGAAGAAGAAAAAGAGAAGAAAGGAUUCAGCAAUCUUCUUUUUCUUCUCUGAUUGAAAAAUGGGUUCUCAGGUCUCUACACAGAUGGAAAAGCGUAAGGCAAUCUCCACUGAAAAGAAAACGCUUUGUGACCUUCAUGAAAGUUGUGGGGAAACAUUUCCUGGUAGUGACUACCGUCCUGCUGACAGGAAGAAUUGGAUGGGUGGCCUCGGUCCUGAGAAACUUCACAUAAACAAGAUUGUAUGGCCUGGAACUCAUGAUUCUGCUACCAACAAGAUCGGAAUUCGGUGUAUCUCUCGCCCUUUUGCACAAUGUCAAUCUUUGUCUAUCUACCAACAGCUUGUUAAAGGCACCAGAGUUUUGGAUAUUCGAGUUAAUGAAGAUCGUCGUGUCUGCCAUGGAAUCCUGUCUACUUACAGCGUGGAUGUUGUCAUCAAUGAUAUCAAGAAGUUCUUGUCAGAGACACAGUCAGAGAUCAUAAUUCUUGAGAUCCGCACUGAAUUUGGGCACCAGGAUCCUCCUGACUUUGAGAAGUACUUGGAGGAAAAAUUUGGGGAGUUCCUGAUCCAACAGGAUGAUCAAGUCUUUGGGCGAACAAUUGCUGAAUUGUUGCCAAAGAGAAUUAUCUGUAUCUGGAAACCAAGUAAGUCUCCUCAGCCUAAGGCAGGGUCUCCAUUCUGGAGUGCUAAUUACCUGAAGGACAAUUGGAUAGACACAGAUUUACCAUCGACAAAGUUUGAUAGCAAUAUGAAGCAUUUGGGUGAGCAACAACCAGUUUCAUCCAGGAAAUUCUUCUACAGGGUGGAGAACACAGUCACACCACAGGCAGAUAAUCCUGUAUUAUGUGUUAAACCAGUGACAGGGCGAAUUCAUGGAUAUGCUAGACUGUUCAUUACUCAGUGCUUUGCCAAGGGUUGUGCUGAUCAGUUGCAGAUUUUCUCUACAGAUUUUAUUGAUGAGGACUUUGUCGAUGCUUGUGUUGGCCUUACACGAGCCAGGGUUGAAGGGAAGUGUUGAUGAAUUUGUGAAGUUUUCUUCUCUUGUAAUUAGUUUCUACCUCCAUAUAAUUGGCUGUCCGGUUAUUUGUUUGUAAUGUAGUAUAUGACCUGUAUAGCGUUGGCUAUAUUUAUCGUGCAUUGAUGUGAUAGAUAUUCUUGUUGGAUUGGCUAGUUUUCUUCCUUCAUUUUUAGGCUGUUCUGCAAUUCUCAUAGCCCUUUGAUGAGCUGGAGUGGCCAAUAGGCCAUAACUCCUCAAGGAAAUAAAGACAGUAAAACAUUUCGGCUCAAAAUGCUUUAACUCCUGGUAAGUCUCCCUACAUCUUUUUGGAAACAACCUUCAAAUUUCACUAUCAGGGCCAUAUGUCAC
Molecule: messenger RNA, 1644 nt
Organism: Durio zibethinus
Lineage: Eukaryota; Viridiplantae; Streptophyta; Magnoliopsida; Malvales; Malvaceae
Biological process (GO): lipid metabolic process
Molecular function (GO): phosphoric diester hydrolase activity
Source: RefSeq, a predicted model, not a curated record